This is a messenger RNA of Somion occarium, 1170 nucleotides long. NCBI's taxonomy places the organism in Eukaryota, Fungi, Basidiomycota, Agaricomycetes, Polyporales, Cerrenaceae. The record is from the annotation of a GenBank genome assembly.
GCUCCCGCUCUCAACUAUCGGGCACUGGUAGAGACCUUUCGAAGUGUUGCACUCUCAUGUCGAUGCAGCGAUGUUUCUACUACAUUAAACCUCGUUAUAAAGCUCUCAAUAAUCGACGUUGCCCGAACUUUCCACACCGCCUCCACUCAACCACCAAGUCACCAGUUGAUACUGAUGCUCAUGGCAUACCCGUUCGACCCACAUGGUCGGUGAACCAGCUUUUGACAUCGUAUCCAAAGCCCACCAUCAGCCCAUCCACCCUCGAGCGUCUCCAUGUCUUAUCGGCACUUGUUCCUCCUGCUGAGGGAACAGAGGAGCAUAAGCAACUCUCAGCUGAAAUGGAAAACCUCGUGAAACUUGUGGAGGCAGUGAAGCUGGUUGACACAAGUGGUGUUGACAAGACCAGAUUAUCGAAGAGCGAGUCUGUACCUGACGGGCGUAUUUGGGCAGAGGGAACAGGCAUAGACUUAAGUGGGGAGGUCUCGGUUUCGGAGACGGAGUCUCCAUCAGGUCGAGUCUUGCUGAACCAUGCGGCCAGGACGGAGAACGGCAUGUAUGUUGUGGACACUGACAGGCGGAAAAAGUAAAGACUUGGUUUGUUGCAAGGUACCGCGGAUGCAUCUUCCAGGAACGUCGUACAUCGAUAUACUCCCAAAUGUUUCCGUGCACUGGGUACAACCUAUCGCUGUUUGCCUUGGUUCUGCAAAAAUUUGAUGAGGAUUCCUGCUGAUCCGAAUAUGGCAAGACCCAUGCUUGAAUCUCUUGUGCGUGACCACCUUCCACACGGCUCCCAUCGCGAAGGGCUGAUAACUGCUUGCUAGCAUACCUGCGUUCCCUGUAUCUAUCUCCUUGCUGCCCUCUGUCUCGAGGCAGCUGCCCACAAGGCAGCCUUGCCCACGAUAUGAUACUGUCAUGAAUUAAUUCACCUCACGCUUUAUCUGAAUACUGCAUCACAAGAUGCGAGGAGAACCUCGUGUGCCAUUUGCUCCUGGAUACUUGCCCAGGCUCAUCCACCUUUAUUGACGUUCAUGCCAAGCUAAAUGAAACUGAACGCAUGUGGAGAAGUUCGAUAGCAUACGACUACCGCAUAUGUCACCUUUCCUUGGCAUUGCUUUCUCUUUGGUAUAAAUAAUAGCUUCCAGUAUUUCAAUCUAUCAGCGGUUCAAGUUC